AUGACCAAGGUUAACCAGAACAUCUCCUCCUCCCGCCGCAAGUCGCGCGCGGCUCACUUCGGUGCCCCCUCCAGCACCCGUCGUGUCAUCAUGAGCGCCCCUCUCUCCAAGGAGCUCCGCGAGAAGUACAACGUCCGCUCCAUCCCCGUCCGCAAGGACGACGAGGUCACCAUCGUCCGUGGCGCCAACAAGGGCCGCGAGGGCAAGGUCACCUCCGUCUACCGCCUCAAGUACGUCAUCCACGUCGAGCGCGUCACCCGCGAGAAGACCUCCGGCCAGUCCGUCCCCCUCGGCAUCCACCCCUCCAACGUCGUCAUCAACAAGCUCAAGCUCGACAAGGACCGCGAGUCCAUCCUUGAGCGCACCAAGAUCGGCCGCGAGCUCCGCGUCAAGUCCAAGGCUACCGCCUAA
Messenger RNA from Colletotrichum abscissum, 411 nucleotides. Its product is annotated as ribosomal protein L24. Gene Ontology annotation, molecular function: RNA binding; structural constituent of ribosome. Gene Ontology annotation, cellular component: ribosome; cytosolic large ribosomal subunit. The coding region runs from base 1 to 411 and encodes 136 amino acids. The record is from RefSeq and is a predicted model, not a curated record. The transcript is spliced from 3 exons. Gene Ontology annotation, biological process: cytoplasmic translation; ribosomal large subunit biogenesis. NCBI's taxonomy places the organism in Eukaryota, Fungi, Ascomycota, Sordariomycetes, Glomerellales, Glomerellaceae.